AUGUCCAGCUUGGACAUGUAUGUUACCGAGGGCUCCCUGCCCGCAGCCGAUAAUCAACUAGUGGAGAAGUUGUCCAUACUAGUUGACACCCUCAUACCAAGGUUGGAGAGUCUUGAGAGGGCCGUAUCCGGACAGGUAUCUAAACCGCCGGCAGCGGCCCGAGCAGACUCCUUCAAUACCCUUUUGGUGAGGAUUGAGGAAAUCGCAGCCAACAUGGCCAGAUUAGAGAAGAAGGUAGAGUCUAUGGCUCUCCCUACCCCCUCUAACAUGAUGGACCAGCCGGCUGCGAGACCGGUAACACUGCCUAAGAGACCAAUCCCUCUCUACUCAGAGAAGGUGGCGGCGGCCCCCAAUCCAGGAUUACCUAAAGGCUUACCACCAGUCCCCCCCUCCUCAUAUAUCAACAGAUUCAAGUUAGGCCAGGUUGUAAUCAGGAAAAAGUUCGAUCAACCUAAGCCUUUUGAAGGUCUAACAGCGGCAAAGAUUUGCCAAAAGAUUAAUGAAGCUUUAGCUUUUGCCAAAGCUACCAUUGAUAAUGAAACUAUAGAGGUAAAAGCAGUCGCCCAGUUCCCAAACGGCGAUGUAAAAAUCUACACUAAGGACCGAAGGGCAGCCAAGUGGCUCCUGGACAACAAACACCUGUGGACGACGAAGGCUGACCCGGUCUUUGUGACCUCUCAAGUUACUCACCCUGUACUUUUGCACUCUUGCCCCACUAGCUUCGAGACGGACAACAAAGAACAUGUUGAAUUACUUUGCAAACAGAACGACAUCGACCCAAAAGAGAUCCAGAAGAUCCGAUGGCUUCUCAACCCCAAAACUUCAGGAAAGGCCACCAGCACCCUGUUGAUCCAUUUCUUAGAUAGACGUCUAGCGCUCGAUAUCGAGAGAGCAGGUCUAUGCUACAACAACUUGCACUUGAAGGGACAACAUUACCUUCAGGGCCCCAAACAGUGCUAUAACUGUCUAGCAGUCGGACACCUAGCCCACUCUUGCAAAGGUAAAGCUCUCUGCUCCAGAUGUGGAGCAAACCAUAAUUCCGCUUCAUGUGAAGAAAUGGAAGAUUCUGUUGAACAAACGGUUCGGGGGUUCAUUCUCACCCCGCUGCGGCAAAAUUCUCUUUUCUUCGUUUCUGCUCCUCUUUCGCCUCGCUCAUCACCGCUUGACUCUCUUGUCACAGGUUCGCUUGUGUCUUUGCUCUCUGUUAGCUCACGUUGGUCGUGCUCUAACAUCUCGGUUUGA
Messenger RNA from Puccinia graminis f. sp. tritici CRL 75-36-700-3, 1242 nucleotides. RefSeq lists its product as uncharacterized. Gene Ontology annotation, molecular function: zinc ion binding; nucleic acid binding. The coding region runs from base 1 to 1242 and encodes 413 amino acids. The transcript has 3 exons. NCBI's taxonomy places the organism in Eukaryota, Fungi, Basidiomycota, Pucciniomycetes, Pucciniales, Pucciniaceae. The record is from RefSeq and is a predicted model, not a curated record.